Plasmodium vinckei vinckei is the source of this 3543-nucleotide messenger RNA. RefSeq names its product asparagine and aspartate rich protein 2, putative. Gene Ontology annotation, molecular function: GTPase activity; GTP binding; U3 snoRNA binding. The transcript has a single exon. Lineage: Eukaryota; Apicomplexa; Aconoidasida; Haemosporida; Plasmodiidae. Gene Ontology annotation, biological process: endonucleolytic cleavage of tricistronic rRNA transcript (SSU-rRNA, 5.8S rRNA, LSU-rRNA); ribosome biogenesis; maturation of SSU-rRNA from tricistronic rRNA transcript (SSU-rRNA, 5.8S rRNA, LSU-rRNA). Bases 1 to 3543 code for a protein of 1180 amino acids. The record is from RefSeq and is a predicted model, not a curated record. Gene Ontology annotation, cellular component: 90S preribosome; nucleus.
AUGGAUGAAAAAAGGAAGCACCAUAAAAAAAAGAAAGUCGGGAAAAAAGCAAAAAAUAAAAAAAUCAAUAAAAAUGUGAAUAAAAAAUAUCAUAAGGCUUUUACUUUUAGUGGGGGAAUAAAUAGUGCCCAUAGAAGAAAACAACAUUUAUAUGAGCUUGAAGAGAAAAAGUUACGUAUUGAUAAAACAAUAAAAGAAGGAUAUAAAAAUAGUCCUCUUAUUAUAGCAAUUCAUGGGCCUAAGGGUGUAGGAAAAAGCACAUUAAUGAAAAGCAUUAUUAAACAUUAUGUUGGUAUUAAUAUUAAUGAAAUUGAUAGACCUAUAUCUAUUUUUACAAAAAAUUUAAAAAGAUAUACAUUUAUAGAAAUUAAUGAUGAUAUAUUACAUAUGAUUGAUGUUGCAAAAAUUGCAGAUAUUUGUUUAUUAGUUAUUGAUGGAAGUUUUGGAUUUGAAUUAGAAACAUUAGAAUUUACAAGCAUCUUAAAUACUCAUGGGAUGCCUAAAGUUAUUGGGGUUGUUACUCAUAUGGAUAAAUUUAAAGAUAAUAAAAGUAUAAGAAAAAGAAAAAAAAAAAUUAAUAAACGGUUUUCAGAAGAGAUGGUUGAAGGAUCAAAAAUAUUUUUUCUUAGUGGUAUACAAAAUAAUAGAUAUAAUAAAACCGAAAUUCGAAACUUAUGUAAAUUCUUAUCAGUUAUGAAAAGGCCAUUAAUAUCUUGGAGAGAUCAACAUGGUUAUAUCCUUGGCUUAAAAUUAGAUAUUGAAGAUGAUGAAUCUUAUAAAAAUCAAAAUGAUUUUUUAAAAAAACAAGAUGCUUUGAUGGAUGACAAUGAUUUGAGGUUAGAAAAAUUUCUCGAUAAAUGUGAAGAUGAAGUACCUGUAUAUGUAGAGGGAUAUGUAUAUGGCUCAAAAAUGUAUAAAAAUCAAAUUGUUCAUAUACCAAACAUUGGUGAUGUAAAAAUAGAAAAUAUAAAAAUUUUACAAGAUCCAUUUAAAAUAAACCAAGAAAAAAAAACUCCAAGUAUUUAUGCCCCAAUGUCUGAUGUUGGAAAUUUAUCUUUUGACUUUGACAAUAUGUACAUCCAUAUUCCCAAUAAUAAAGUGAACUUCACAAAGCCAGAGCUACUUAUGGAAAAAACAGAUCAGGCCGAGGCCAGUGACACCACGGGAGAAGAUAACGAUGAUGAUGCCAAACAAAGCGGUGGCACGGACGACGACGACGAUGAGGAUGAGGAUGAAAGUGAUGAUGAAAGCGAUAGUGAUAUUGGCAAGCAUGAUUCGGAAAGGAAAGGAGGUGAAAAUUCAAAGUACAUGACAGAUAGCAUAAAAAUGAUAAGGGAAUUGCAAGAUUGUAAAUACGUUUUUUCUAAAAAUCCUGAUGAAGAUGAUAUAAAAUUAUUUGAUGUAAAAGAAAAUGAUAUGGAAAGAGGGUUAGGACAAAGACGUAAAGCACCAUCAAAUGUAUAUAUUAGUGAAAAACAAAAAAAAAAAAAAAUGGCUGAAAAUUAUGUUAAUGAAAAGUCUAGAGAAUAUAAUAAACUUCAAUCAAUUUUAUUUGAAAAAAAAAAUAAAGAAGAUGACUAUAAUUAUAUGUCAAAUAUAAAUAUAUCAGAUAAUGAAGAUAAUGAUGAAAAUGAUAAAAGUUAUAGUGAGUUUUAUAAUAAAUACGCUUUACAAAGAGAUAAAGAAAUCGAAAAUUUACAAUAUGACUAUUCAGAAAAUGAACAAAUGGAUUUAACAAAUUUAAAUAAUGACAUGAAUCCAUAUUCUAACAUUGCUAACCUUCUUGCUUUUGAAAAUAAAAUAAAUAUAGAUGUAUUUUUAUAUAAUCAUAAUUAUAUAAAUAGAAUAAAUAAUUGUUUAUAUUUUAAAGGAGAUUUAAUAAAUAUUAUAAAUAUGGAAAAAAGAAAAAUAACUAAUACCGACAUACCGAACCAAGAUAUAAAUAUGCAUAUAAUAAAAAAUACACUUUGUACUGAUACAUUAAAUAUCGAAGAAAAUAAACAAAACAAUUAUAGUUACAUCCAUUCAAGUAACUAUUUUAUUAAUCAUAUUGAUUCAUUUAAUAUGACAAAUGAUGAUAUUUUUAUAUUUAAUAAUCUUAGCAUAUUUAUAGGAGAUAUUGUACAAGAAGAAUUGGUAGAUAAUUUUUUUUCGAAAUACGAGGAGUUAUAUAGCUCGUGCUUCGUGAAAAGUGAGGAGGAAGAUGAAGAGGAAGAAAAUGAGAUGGAAGGUGAAGAGGAAGAAAAUGAUGAAAAAAGUAGCAAAAUGGAUAAUACUCCAAAAUCUGGGAAUACUACGCGACCCAUUGAUGAAAACCUCAAACUGCUUAAAGAAAAAAAGGAAAAAGAAAAAGAGAAAUUUUUAGAGACAGAAGAAGUUGGAGUUUUAAGUAAUAUGUAUGGAUCAUCAGUAAAUAUAGGUGAAUAUGUAAAAAUAGAAAUGAUUAUAAAAAGAAGUAAAUUAGGUGUUUUAAAAAAUAAUUUAAUAAUAUGUGGAGGAUUACAAAGUUAUGAAGAAAAAGAUUCAGUAAUACAUUGUAGAGUUAAAAAACAUAGAUGGUUUCCAAAAGUUAUGAGAUCUAAUGAUCCUUUAAUAUUUUCAGUUGGAUGGAGAAGAUAUCAAAGUAUACCUAUAUAUUCAAUAAAUGAAAGAAAUAAUGUAAGGACUCGAUUUUUAAAAUACACAACAGAACAUAUGCAUUGUAAUUGUACAUUUUAUGGACCAUUAUCGGGUGUUAAUAGUGGUAUAUUAGCUAUUUAUAAUUAUAAAAAGAUUCCAUUUUAUCGUAUAUGUAUAAAUGGAAUAAUAUUAGAAACAAAUAAUAAUAUAAAUAUUAUGAAAAAAUUAAAAUUAAUUGGUGAACCAUAUAAAAUAUUUAAAAAUACAGCUUUUAUAAAAAAUAUGUUUAAUUCCGAUUUAGAAGUUUGUAAAUUUAUUAAUUGUCCUGUUAUUACACCUAGUGGAAUCAAAGGCCUUAUCAAAAAUAAACUAAAUGAUAAGGGUGAUUUUAGAUGUACAUUUUCAGAUCAAAUAAAAAAAAGUGAUAUAGUUAUAUUAAAGUUAUAUGUAAAUGUUUCUAUUAAAAAAUAUUAUAAUUAUGAUAUAGAAAAUAGAUUAAAAUCAAUAAAUGAAUUAAGAUAUAUAUAUAAUAUAUAUGUUAAUCAUUCAAAUGGAUAUCGAAAAAUGCCUUUUAGACAUUUUUAUCAUAACAAAAUUUAUGUAAAACCACAACUCUUAAAACAAUUGCCUUUCAAAUCGAAACCCAAAUUGUUCAAAAAGAUUAAUCAUGAAAAUGACGUUAAAAAUGACACCAAGAAAAAUGAUACAAUUAAUUUUAAAGCUUUAGAAAAUCCUAAAUUAGCUGCCAAAUGGUAUCAAAUGCUACAUUCAAUUAAAAAAAAUAUUAUUUUAAAACGAAAAGAAAAGGCAAAAUUAUCAUAUCAUAAAAAAUUAAAAGCAAAAAUAAAAAUACAAGAAGAAAAAGACAAAGUUGUCAAACAAAGGAAAAAAGCUUCCUACUUAAAAAAUCGGAAAGCCAAAUAA